UAUCCUGAAAGGUGCCACCUUCUUUCCAGUCCUGAGAGUUCCAGAUUGUCUUAAAGUCUGAAGACAUCAGCCACCUUCAGCAUCUGUCCCAGCACAGGAAUGCUCUCAGUAUUGGUCACCGUGGGCUUUCUCUGCACAGCCACUGCCAUUGCUGAAGUAAUGGAGGUGACUCAGCCAGCAAUGGUACUGGCCAACAGGCAAGGAGUUGCCAGCUUGGUGUGUAACUACAAGCACAUUGGGAACGCAAAGGAAAUUCGAGUGACUCUGCUUAAACAGAUGGGUGAUCAGUUCACUGAAAUUUGUGCUUCAACCUACACAACAGAGUUUAAAACGUUCACUGUGGAAGAGGUCAUUCAGUGCCGGGUUAGCCCUAGCCGAAACAACGUGACCCUCACCCUCACUGGCCUGCAAGCCAAUGAUACUGGCCUUUACAUCUGCAAGAUGGAGCGGAUGUACCCUCCACCCUAUUUCAUGAAUAAGGGAAAUGGGACACAACUUUAUGUCAUUGAUCCAGAACCUUGUCCAGACACUUCCAUAUCUCUCUGGGUAUUAGGAGCUACUGCCUCAGGAUUUUUUCUUUACAGUAUCAUCAUCUCAGCUGUUCUCACAGGCAAAGCGAUAAAGAGAAGACGAUGUCUCACUACUGGGGUCUAUGUGAAAAUGCCUACUGAAAAGCUAGAGAAAAAAGUGAUACCAUUCCACAUCACCGUUAACUGAAACAAGGAAAGAGAAACAAUUUCCUAGCUUGGAAUUCCUAUCUAAUUCAAUCAAGUUAGAGAAAGAAAAUUUUCUUAUUACAAAGAUACAUGGGAAGGAAACAGAAUAUUCUUUUUAACUUCCAUGGUUUGGAAGACCACGCAUUAAUAUUUCAAGGUUAACCCUGUCACAUAAAAAUGGCUACAUUAGGCCAUUGAUUCUUUGAGUUGUAUUGUACCAAUAUGUAGUCUCUCUCUAUAUACAUAUAUAUAGCAUGUAUAGCAUUAAGAGCUAUUGCUGUUGCAGCUGAGUACCUUACUGUCAAAUUUCACCGUAUCUACUGACCAACUGAAAUCCAAACACUAUUAUGACAGAGGCUUGUGUGUCAUUGCAAGGCUCAUCCUAUAGGUGUAGGGCACAGAGGCAGAAGAGCACACUAAUGUACAAAAGAAUGUUGACUUGUUUCCUGGCACUGCUAUUUAUUGGUCCCAUUUCUGUCAUUAGUGCUCUGUGCUUCCACAGAGGCAUCACUGUGGGUUGGCACUGAUGACCCCACUGCUACAAAAGCCUGAUCUCAUCUCCUUUCAGUGGCAUUGUGUCCCAGCA
Colius striatus (speckled mousebird) is the source of this 1302-nucleotide messenger RNA. It is a transcript of the gene CTLA4, whose product is annotated as cytotoxic T-lymphocyte associated protein 4. Bases 100 to 717 code for a protein of 205 amino acids. The record is from RefSeq and is a predicted model, not a curated record. Gene Ontology annotation, biological process: T cell receptor signaling pathway; B cell receptor signaling pathway; immune response. NCBI's taxonomy places the organism in Eukaryota, Metazoa, Chordata, Aves, Coliiformes, Coliidae. Gene Ontology annotation, cellular component: membrane; external side of plasma membrane. The transcript has 4 exons.